GCCCUAAUUAUUCCAAUUCAAUUAUCACCUCCAUGAGAAUUGAGUGAAGAUGGAAGCGAGAACCACUGCUUCCGCCUCCCAUUUGCUCCUCUAUUCCACUAAUAAAUUCAGAAAACAACCCAACCCAUUCACACCAAAAGCUUCAUCAUCUUCAGAAAAGAAGGAAAAGCUCGAAAUUAGAGUGUGCACAAACAGGACUUGCAGAAAGCAGGGCUCUUUGGAUGCUCUGCAAGUUCUCUCCGGCAUUGCGCCGCCGUUUGUAACGGUGAACUCAUGCGGGUGCCUCGGGCGGUGCGGCGCCGGCCCCAAUAUCGUGAUCCUUCCAGGGGGUGUGUUCGUGGGGCAUUGUGGGACCCCCAGCAAGGCCGCAAAUGUCAUGGCAAUUGUCUGCGGUGCUGACAAUGGCGAUGCUGAGAGCAAGUGUUUGGAGGCGCUGGCGUUGAGGAAGAGAGCUGAUGAUGAGAUGGCCCAGGCUGAUUUUGCGCAGGCUUUUGCUUUGCUGUCGCAGGCUAUAGAGCUCAGACCAUUUGGGGGUUUGCAUAUAAUGUACAAGGAAAGGUCAGCUGCAAGGUUGGCGAUGGGAGACAUAGGUGGAGCGUUUGAGGACGUUAAAGAGGCUUUGAUUAUCGCACCUUGUUAUCCUCAGGCAUAUCUUUGCGAAGGUGAUGUUUAUAUGGCUAUGGAUCGAUUUGACAAAGCUGAGGAGUCCUAUUCAAUUGCUUUAGAUUUAGACCCAUCCAUUCGUCGUUCAAAGUCAUUCAAGGCAAGAAUAGCAAAGCUUCAAGAUAAAUUAUCUCCUGCAAUUUUGGGAUGAAGCUUCUUUCAGAUGGAAUUGUGUAUUCAAACUAGCAUAACUAGAUCUUGCAUUGUUGUAUAAAACUCUAGAAGUUGCAAACUAUGGAAAUCAAUAAAGAAGUCACUUCAUUUCUUGCA
Molecule: messenger RNA, 933 nt
Organism: Salvia hispanica
Lineage: Eukaryota; Viridiplantae; Streptophyta; Magnoliopsida; Lamiales; Lamiaceae
Molecular function (GO): protein binding
Source: RefSeq, a predicted model, not a curated record